This is a messenger RNA of Xyrichtys novacula (pearly razorfish), 2561 nucleotides long. The record is from the annotation of a GenBank genome assembly. NCBI's taxonomy places the organism in Eukaryota, Metazoa, Chordata, Actinopteri, Labriformes, Labridae.
AUGGCACAGACACUGUGGCGGGGCGCCACUAACGCCGUCCUCAUCGCGGCUGGCCGCUCUCUCCCUCGCGGCUGGCCGCUCUCUCUCUCGCGGCUGGACGCACGCUCUCUCUCGCGGCUGGACGCCUUCUCUCCCUCUCGCUCUCCCUCGUCGCUCGGCGCCGACGUGGGGGAAUAGCGUGGUCACUCGCGGCUGGAGUGACAGACGGACGGGAGUCAAAAUGAACAUUUAAAAACAAUAAUUGGACUCUUGCGUCCCCGUGGUUGGUGUUAGAGGGUGCACACUCAAACACCUACACGGGUCUCGCUUACACGUACACGCACACACAUACACACUCACCUUCUGUCUCCGCUUCAUGGACUGAACAGAGGCAGUUCCGGGUCACCUGUUAAGUAGCACUAGGUGACGUGCCUCCGCGGGUCAGGUGACCCAGGGAGAAACCAAAGUCCGGAAACAAAUUGAUUUAUAGGAAAAAUAUUGUGUUUGGGUUUAAUAUUGGCUCAGCCAUGUGGAGGGUGUGAGCAACAGUAAUUGCUUUGUAUUAUUUUGUGUAUGUAGAAAUAUUAGUUAUGAUAUAAUAGCUGAUAUCUUGAAAAACCCCUAGAUUGUUUUGAUUGGUUUGUCCGGAGGAGGGGCCAAGGGGUAUUUAAAGGAGCUCAGCUCACUUGUUGGUGUGCCUCCUGGUUGAGCAGACGUAUGUUGGUCCUGGUAUUUGAAUUGCGGUUUGUAAAUAGUUUUUCCUCUGUCUUUUUUGUAAAUAAUUUUUGUAAAUAUUUUUUGUACAUAAGAGUUUUCACCUGUGGGUAUUUUUUUGGAGAUGGUGUAAAUAAAAGGAAAUCACCGUACUCGGUUCUCGACUGUGCCAUCAUCUUUCCCUCCACAACCGAAAAGGAACUUAAAGAAACUGAACCCGCGACAUUUGGUGUCAGAAGUGGGAUGGCCAGUCGAAGGGGACGCAUCCGGUUCACAGGAAGACGGACCGGACUGCGGUCACAAAAAGUGGAAGAAGCUGUGGAGGAAGCAGCCUGGGCCACAGAGGAUGAGGAUGAAGAGGGUGCUGCUGGGCCUUCCUGGCAGGCAGACCCGGGAACUUCAGGUGCUGGGGCGGAGCUGCUUACAGUGAUGAGAACUUUCCUGGAGGGGCAGCAGAGGAGAGAGGAGGGCUUGCUUGCAGAGCUCAGAGGGCUUCGAGCUGCCUUACCAGUUCCACUGCAGCAGCCUGAAGCAGAACGGAGGCCGGUAACACCAAGUCCAGCACCAAGAACCACUCCGCCAUCUGCUGGAUCAACUAUGAGCCUCCGUCUUGAGUUACCAACUCCAGCUCCUCGGCCACGACGCAGUUCUCCCGUGGAGGCACCAAGGAUUGGGGCAAGUAGCCUGGCAGAACCUCCUAGGUCUGAGAGCCGACCCUGGGGUGACCCCAAGAUCCCUCAGUAUCUGUCGGGAGAGGACAUUGAAAAUUACCUGCUCCGCUUCGAGCGCAUUGCCAGAACGUGGGGUUGGCCAGACAGUGAGUGGGCCUGUCGCCUGGUGCCUCUGCUAACUGGAAAGGCGCUGGAGGCUUACACAGCGAUGGAUGAGGACCUGGCUCACUCCUACCCGGACCUGAAGGCAGCGCUCCUGAUGAAAUUUGACAUCUCCCCGGAGACUUAUCGCCAGCAGUUCCGGUCCAUGGCUGUCCCACCAGGAGAGAACCCCACAGAGACUUACCACCGCUUAAAGGGUCUCUACCGUCGAUGGGUCCGGCCAGAGCAGCAUACAAAGGAGCAGAUCGGGGAGCAGGUCAUAUUGGAGCAGCUGCUGAGGGUCUUCCCGGCUGACAUCCGCACCUGGGUGAAGGAGCAUGAGCCGACGGAUGGGCUAGCUGCAGGGAAGCUGGCACUGCAGUACCUUAACGCACGGAGGGGAGGCCCGACAGUCAACCAGGGUGGACCCAGUCGGCAGGUUUCAUCACAGCCCAGACCAGCGGCCAGAGCCAGCCAGCAUCCAGCAGGAGAACCUCGGUCCGCACCUCGCCAGCGCAGCCCUGGUAAGGAGCUUAUUUGUUUUUACUGCCAGCAAGCAGGACACAAGGCUGCUCUGUGCCCAAUCAGAAAAGCCAAGCUUAGCAGUGCCUGCUACACUCCCCGAGCGGAGGUUGCAAGUGCUGGGGGACGGCAACAAAGAUUCAAGGAAAUAACCAUAAAUGGGGAAUGUGUGACUGCUUUGGUUGACUCUGGGAGCUUCCUGACGCUGGUGCGAAGGGAGCUGGUGCCAACGGGCAGUGUGGAUUAUAGCAGACAGGAAGACAUUCUGUGCGCACACGGGGACAGCCAUUCCUACCCCACAGCUGAGGUGACAGUGGUAGUGGACGAGCAGCCUUAUCUGCUGACUGUGGGGGUGGUGGAUAGGUUGCCUGUGGCUGCGAUCCUGGGUUGGGACUUCCCAGUGCUACUGGACGUGCUGCUGGAGGCAGGACCCACAGCCAGUGACCUGGGGAAAGGGUUGUCUGGGCUGGUGAUCACCCGUGCCCAGGCCAGAGCGGGGAUUGCAACCGGCCCAGGGCAGGAAAAGGGCCCUGA